AUGAAUGUCCAACAGACAAGAUGCAUGUUGGCUUUUGCGGCCUACAGGCACAUUUUAAAAAAGAAUACUUCAAAAAUAAAAAAAAAUAGGCGAUUUUGGGUUCACCCGAUGCUGCUUCAAAGACAUCUUAGAGGCGCUUUUGCAACCCUUUUUUCUGAAUUAAGAGACCACGAGGAGAAAUUCUUUAAUUAUUUCAGAAUGUCGAUAAAAUCGUUUGAUGAACUACUUUCAAAGUUAGAAAAGGGGCUAACCGUAAAUAGUAACUUUCGCGUACCUAUUUCACCGACAGAAAGGCUGUGCAUAACAUUAAGAUACUUAGCAUCGGGUAAUUCAUUCACAGACCUUCAUUACUCCUAUAGAAUGGGAAUAUCUACUAUUAGUAAAAUAGUAGAAGAUGUAUGCAGCGAAUUAUGGGGACUUAAAUCUGAAAUUAUGGCUUUGCCGGAUCAGCAAAAGUGGAAAGAAAUUGCUUUGGGUUUUGAAAACGAUGCUAACUUUGUAAAUUGCAUCGGCGCUUUGGACGGAAAACAUAUUCGCUUAAUCAAACCAAUCCAGAGUGGAUCAGAUUUUUAUAAUUACAAACAUUACUAUUCAAUAGUUCUUAUGGCUAUUUGUGAUGCAAAUUAUUGUUUUACUUUUAUUGAUGUGGGAGCUCAAGGAAAGUUUUGUGAUUCAACAGUCUUUAAAAAAACAAAAUUUUACAAAAAACUAGAAGAUAAAGAACUUUUUGUACCACCACCGAAACCCUUACCUUGCCAAUCAAAUCCAUUACCGUUUGUAAUAGUUGCUGAUGAGGCUUUUGGUGUAUCUCAAAGCAUACUUAGACCAUAUGCACGAAGCAAUUUGAAUUACAAAAAAAAAGUAUUCAACUAUCGCUUGUCUCGAGCAAGAAGAUAUAUAGAAUCAACUUUUGGAAUACUUUCUAACAAAUGGCGAAUUUUCCAUAGAUCGAUGAACACAAGCGUAGAACUUUCUAUAAAAAUUGUUAAAGCCUGUUGUAUAUUGCAUAAUUUUGUCAGGAACAGAGAUGGAUUUAGAUUUGAAGACACAUUAAGUAUUAAUGGUUUUGAAAGUCUUAAUGACUCAAUUGAUGUUUAUAAUAGAUCAGGUAAUAUAUUAAGGGACCAGUUUGCCAAUUACUUUAUAAGCGAAGCUGGUAAAGUAGAAUGGCAAGAUAGAAUGAUUCAUUAAUUCAAUAUAAGUAAUGUGCUCAAUAAGUUUAUGUUAAAUGUCUUCUUAGUACUACUAGU
This is a messenger RNA of Daktulosphaira vitifoliae (grape phylloxera), 1250 nucleotides long. RefSeq lists its product as uncharacterized. Bases 1 to 1191 code for a protein of 396 amino acids. The transcript is spliced from 2 exons. Lineage: Eukaryota; Metazoa; Arthropoda; Insecta; Hemiptera; Phylloxeridae. The record is from RefSeq and is a predicted model, not a curated record.